Messenger RNA from Oncorhynchus nerka (sockeye salmon), 1093 nucleotides. Its product is annotated as ranBP-type and C3HC4-type zinc finger-containing protein 1-like. Bases 394 to 729 code for a protein of 111 amino acids. NCBI's taxonomy places the organism in Eukaryota, Metazoa, Chordata, Actinopteri, Salmoniformes, Salmonidae. The record is from RefSeq and is a predicted model, not a curated record. The transcript is spliced from 7 exons.
UCUCAAUCUUCAGCUUAGUAUGGACCCCAGCAAAGCUGGAGAGUUUCGGCUAGCACUGAGGGACAGUAGCGGAAGCGGCCGUAGUGUGUUGCUGCAAAUAGUUCCCCACAUCCUCUGGAUGACCGACAGAAGCACACCGCAGCAGUAGCUCUAGAACAGCGCCGCACAGACUCCUUAACACUCACUGAGGAGCUGCGCCUGGAGCUUGCCCGGGCGAUCGAAGCAGGCGACAGCCAGGCUGCUGCUCAGCAUGCAUCUGCUCUGGCUCACCAGAAGGUGGCGCUCACCAUCCAACUGUCUGAGAAGAGUUACGCAGAAGGAGAGAUACGUUUGGCUGUGGCAGUGGAGGACAUUUCCUCUUCCUGUUGCGUCACAGUGAAAGUUUUCCCACACAUGACCGUCGCAGCACUCAAGCAGCAGGUGUUUCUGGAGUAUGGCUUCCACCCUCGCGUGCAGCGCUGGGUGAUAGGGCAGUGUUUGUGCACAGAGCCCAGGUCCCUGGCCUCGUAUGGAGUCCAGAGGGAUGGGGACAUGGCCUACCUCUACCUGAUCUCAGCCCGCCAUGCCUGCUGUUCCAGCAGGACCAGGAGGGCAUCCUCCUCACCCCACCUCUGCCUACCAGCAACGGGUCUACGUCCCAGGACUGGAGGGGCUACAGCACCCUGCCCUCCAGGCUCAGCCACAACUCCCAGGGGAGCACCGGACGUGAGGCUGACAGGCUGGGUAUGAGCGAGAUCAGAGGCCCUCAACUUGGAGACUCUGCAGAUCAACAAUAAACCUGAUCAACACUGCAAACCCAGUAAAACACAGAAAGAAUGGGUUUGUCCCUCCUGCACCUUUAUCAACAAUCCUUCCCGACCAGGCUGUGAGAUCUGCAGUACAGCCAGACCUGACUCGGGAGCACCGCCUCAUACAACAGGUACUGGAUCUAUUGCAUAGAGUAGACAGAACACAUCACCUGCAUUCUGAACUACAAUAUUGUCUUUAUUCCCUGUCUGUUUUAAAGGAGAAAGGAAGAAGAUUGGAGCAGGGGGAGAUUGGUGCAUUGAUCAGUUGACUGCCUCGCAACCUUUACCAUAGCCUGGAUGACUGA